UGCAGAAGCCGCACUAGCAUCUUCUUAAACUAUACACCCUGAAAAAUAGCAGUGUCUGUCUGUAACCCUGUUAUGGAUGUUGUCACUUAUGAACACUAGCAACCACCUUUUAUUUGAUUAUCUGUCACACACACACACACACACACACACACACACACAUUGUACUUUAUGUAAAUGUACGUAAUGAAGCUAAAUGAGACUCAGAAUUUGGGACCUGGUGCUCUAAUCUAAACGCUGUAUUUGGUUUAGAGGACAUGAUCUUUGUAAAAAUGCAGAAACAAAUUGAAGGAGUGCUUGAUGUAAAGCUAUCUAUAAAUGGCCUAAGACUAACUUCUGCGUUACACACUCCCUCACAGGUCGCCAUGCAGGACAAGAGGAAUAGGAUGAUUCCGUUCCCUCCACCCAUCGGCAGAGACAGAGUCAUCCGGGAAUUCCCAAAGUGGUACACGCCUAAUGCCUCUCUGCAGCUGAAGAAAGACUGGGACAUUCAGGUUAAAGCAGCCUGUAAAGAAGGAGCCAACAGGCAUCAGCCGUGGGACCGACAGAAAAUGUCAAAAGUGGUGGUUGUUGGAGACCUUAAUGUGGGGAAGACCUGCCUCAUCAAUAGGUUUUGUAAAGAUGUCUUUGAAAGAGACUACAAGGCCACCAUAGGUGUAGACUUUGAGAUUGAGAGGUUUGAGAUAUCUGGACUACCUUUCUCCCUUCAGAUUUGGGAUACUGCUGGCCAGGAAAAAUUCAAAUGCAUUGCUUCUGCAUACUACAGAGGUGCUCAGGUCAUAAUCACCGUCUUUGACAUGGCAGACAUUAAGUCCUUAGAUCAUACACGCCAAUGGUUAGAGGAGGCCAUGAGCGAAAAUGAGCCUGACUCCUGUUUUAUCUUCUUGAUUGGCACUAAGAGUGACCUGCUGCCCGUAGAAGAAAAAGAGAGGACAGAAAAAGAUGCCAUCCAGAUGGCAACAGAAAUGAAUGGAGAGUUUUGGGCUGUUUCAGCUAAAACGGGGGAGAACGUGCAGGCGUUUUUUUUCAGAGUGGCUGCUUUGGCCUUCGAGAAGUGCGUACUAAAGGACAUGGAGAAUGGGGUCCCUGCUAGUAUCGGACUUGGAAAUAGCAUCAAAUCAGACCGUGUCAACCUGGAUGAGGCCGCGCCCCAAGACGUGAGGAGAAGCUGCUGCUGAUGAAAAGAAGUGAAGCCGCUUAGGAGAGCGGAACCAGACGGAUGCUCUAUUCAAAGCUUCAGCUGCUCAAACGAAAGUGACUAACCAUGUUUCACUGGUCUGAAAUGUGCCUUAGGACAUGUUCCAUUAGGUUCCUUAAGUUAUCCACACUGCCAUGUAUUCUGACGUUUGCAAAAGGUUCAACCAGUAUGCAGUUCUCUUUGCUGAUACUAUAUCUUAUGAAUUUUACCUUUUUUACGGGAUAGUUUUCAGUAUUGUAUUCUCAAUAUCAUUUAGACCAGGCCAUUUAGACCAAACCCAAGAUAAAAUACUAUACUAUGGCAAUAACAAAUAUGAGAAAUCAGUGUGUCUCCUUAAAAUUAAUUUAUGGUCUGAUUAAGGUCUUCUUUCUGGUCAAUCCUGCAAUAUUUUAAAAUACAAACUCUAUUAUGUGCAUCAUUUCAGAGGUGGAUAGUAAUAGACUUAUAUGGGACAAGCACAUUUUAAAAACCCUUAGAUGGAUGCUUUAGAUUUUCUUUGCUAUUGUAGUAGUUUUUUAUCAUUCAGUAUUGUUGUGAGAUAUUUCUCACCCAUUACUAUGGGUGAUUAAGGUUUAAUAAAAGUUUAUUUAGUGGAAUUUGGGAGCAAGGAAACCAAACCAUUGUUUCCUUUAAAAAAAAGUACAUAAAUGUCAUAACGUGAUAACGUAAUUUCUUAAAGUAAUAUCUUGAAUCAUUGAAUCAAAAGCUGACACUAGUAAGGAGCUGUGUAUUUAUGAAACCAGUAUUGUUGUCAAAGCCUAUUAUGUUUAAUAAAGUGGUUUAUUAGCGA
This is a messenger RNA of Etheostoma spectabile (orangethroat darter), 1985 nucleotides long. It is a transcript of the gene rab36, whose product is annotated as RAB36, member RAS oncogene family. NCBI's taxonomy places the organism in Eukaryota, Metazoa, Chordata, Actinopteri, Perciformes, Percidae. The transcript has 10 exons. The record is from RefSeq and is a predicted model, not a curated record. Gene Ontology annotation, molecular function: GTPase activity; GTP binding. The coding region runs from base 255 to 1175 and encodes 306 amino acids.